Molecule: messenger RNA, 1156 nt
Organism: Ochotona curzoniae (black-lipped pika)
Lineage: Eukaryota; Metazoa; Chordata; Mammalia; Lagomorpha; Ochotonidae
Gene: PLAAT5
Product: phospholipase A and acyltransferase 5
Exons: 4
Coding region: 1-594 (197 amino acids)
Biological process (GO): N-acylphosphatidylethanolamine metabolic process
Cellular component (GO): cytoplasm
Molecular function (GO): glycerophospholipid phospholipase A1 activity; A2-type glycerophospholipase activity
Source: RefSeq, a predicted model, not a curated record
AUGGGUGGAUCUCAGAUGCAUCCCGCCAGGCAAGAGAAGCCAGCCAGCCAGCACCACAAGCUGUACCACUCUACACGGAGAACGUACCCAGGGAAGGCAGAUCUCCAGGAGCUAGACCAGUGGCUGGGGAGCAAAGCAAGACCCAGACCUGGAGACCUGAUUGAGAUUUUCCGAAUUGGCUACGAGCACUGGGCCAUCUACGUGGAGAAUGACUGUGUGGUCCAUCUGGCCCCUCCAAGUGAUGACGCUGAGGCCGGCAGCAUCAUGUCUGUCUUCAGCAACCAGGCCGUGGUGAAAUACAGUCGGCUGGAGGACGUGCUGCACGGCUGCUCUUGGAAGGUCAACAACAAGCUGGACGGGACCUACCUGCCUCUGCCUGUGGACAAGAUCAUCCGGCGCACGAAGAAGAUGAUCAACAAGGUUGUACAGUACAACCUGAUUGAGGGGAACUGUGAGCACUUUGUCAACAACCUCCGAUACGGCGUGUCCAGGAGCCAGCAGGUGGAGCAUGUCCUGAUGGAAGGAGCGAAGGCUGCAGGUGCAGUGAUCUCAGCCAUGGUGGACAGCAUGCGGCCCAAAGCAGUCACCGCCUGAGGAUGCCGAGAACCUCAAGAGGAGGGAGAGCAAAUGACAGCAGCCAAGACAGCAAGCCUCUUUCCCUCCCCUGGCCCUCCUCUCUUGACAGCCUUGUUUAAGACCAUUGUGAGAUUCCAGAAGAUUCUAGUAUGUAUCCAAUUACCCCUCCAGAAAUAUAUCCAAUUGAUAUGAUCAGGGGUCCAUGGACUCUUGAAAUGGACAGAAUGAUGGUCUUAGGUUAGCUAGGCUUCCCACUCGCCCAUUUGAUGUUACAUUCCUCACACAAAUCUUGCAUUUUUUUUUAGGAUGGCCAUAACCUCUGAUGUUUCAAUACCCUCAACGCAUUCUGGGAACCUCCAACCCGAGCCUCUUUUUCCCAGUAACAAAUAACUCUUUCCAGAAGUUCUUUGUGUUGAAUGAGAAUGUCUCUAGCUUCCUUCCGCUCCUCUUAGUCCUGCCCUUGCCAACCCACGGCAGAGUCCAGUGGAGGAAGCCUUCUGGGAACGCUGUGACUUGCACCCAGGACCAACUGUGUCUGAAUUUAGGGUCACAUUUUCCAAGAAAUAUUUUUUUUUAAAAA